CUAAUUUUGCCUGUGAAUAUUGGUACAAAUAUAGUGUAUUUUUCUACCUUGUUAAAUAAUUAAGAAAAAUGGUUAUGAUUAAUAUCUUUGGAAUUAUAUUAACGCUAUGUCUACUUUGUUUUGUCAUCAGUCGAAAAGCUCCACGUAAAAUUCUGAUAGAUACAGAUCCCGGAGGAGAUGACGCUCUAGCAUUAAUGCUGGCUCUCAUGUACGAGGCUAAAACUCAUGAUAUCGAAAUUCUAGCCAUAGGUGUCUCAUAUGGUAAUACAUAUUUAGAAAAUACAACAAAAAACAUAUUAAAAAUCUUAACAGUUGCUGACAAAAAAAAACUCGUAUAUGCUGGUGCUGACAAACCAUUAAUAAAUAAAUAUGAAUCUGACAAUUUCUUUGGCGAUGAUGGAUUUGGAGAUUUUAAUUUUACCCAAGAAAUAACUGCAAAAAUCGACAGAUCGAAACACGCUUCUGUAGCGUAUGUAGACUUAGUGAAAAAAUAUCCAGGUGAAAUAACUAUAAUCUCUCUUGGAUCUCUAACAACAAUUGCUACGGCAAUUGCAUUAGAACCCAAUUUCCUAAGUUUAAUAAAGCAACAUAUUAUAAUGGGAGCAAGUCUCAAGCCUAAUGAAACUGAAUUUAAUUUUCAACUAGAUCCAGAAAGUGAUUGGAUAGCGUUAAAUAAUGUUGAUAAACCUAGUAUUAUAGUUCCUAUAGACACAGUAUAUUCUUAUGUCUUUUCACAAGAGGAGUAUAUAAAUCUUAUAAAUAAUUUGGAUAAACCUAUUGCAAGUUUUUUGGAACAAACUAAUAGAAAAGCUAUAGAAAAAGAUAAUAACACGUGGACACCAGCAGAUGGUAUCACCAUGGCAAUUGCAUUACAACCGGAGAUAAUAACACAAUAUUCUGAAGUUAAUUUAAAGCCAGUACUUGUUGGUGAUGCAAGAGGUUCAGUUGUCAUAAAUUCUAAUAGCCAUAUACAUAAUGCAAGAGUGGUAGAAUCUUUUGAUAAAGAAGCAUUUAAAAAAUUAGUAUUGCAAUAUCUUUCUAAAUUAAUUUAGUGCC
Trachymyrmex septentrionalis is the source of this 1056-nucleotide messenger RNA. RefSeq names its product inosine-uridine preferring nucleoside hydrolase-like. Gene Ontology annotation, molecular function: hydrolase activity, hydrolyzing N-glycosyl compounds. The coding region runs from base 69 to 1052 and encodes 327 amino acids. Lineage: Eukaryota; Metazoa; Arthropoda; Insecta; Hymenoptera; Formicidae. The record is from RefSeq and is a predicted model, not a curated record. The transcript has 6 exons.